This is a messenger RNA of Odocoileus virginianus texanus, 2233 nucleotides long. It is a transcript of the gene WNT10B, whose product is annotated as Wnt family member 10B. Gene Ontology annotation, biological process: neuron differentiation; canonical Wnt signaling pathway; cell fate commitment. NCBI's taxonomy places the organism in Eukaryota, Metazoa, Chordata, Mammalia, Artiodactyla, Cervidae. The record is from RefSeq and is a predicted model, not a curated record. Gene Ontology annotation, molecular function: cytokine activity; frizzled binding. Gene Ontology annotation, cellular component: extracellular region.
UUGCCCUGCAGUACGCUCUCCCCAGGCUCUCGCGCAGAGACCAAGACCGUCCAGCCAGGCAAGUUCGAUCUGAGUUCCGUCUUCAUCUGGUCAAAGGCACCUUCCAGUCACUCAGCUAUCGGUGGGGGAAACUGAGGCAUAGAGACAUGACCACUGGGGACCAGGGACUUGGUUCUCUAGUCUGGGUCACCACACCCUCCUUGCAGCCUUGGCGGUCCCAGAGCAGUUUGAACAGCCCGAGCCCAGGCGACCCGACCACGCCGGUGGCAGACUCGGCCCCAGAGCAGCUGGAGGCCCUGCUCGAUCUGCGCAUCGGGGCCUUAGGGCCCGGGAUUAGACAUGCGGGAGGAGCCCCGGCCGCGGCCUCCGCCCUCGGGCCUCGCCGGUCUCCUGUUCCUGGCGUUGUGCAGUCGGGUCCUCGGCAAUGAGAUUCUGGGCUUGAAGCUGCCGGGCGGCGGCGAGCCGCCGCUGACCGCCAACACCGUCUGCUUGACGCUGUCGGGCCUGAGCAAGCGGCAACUGGGCCUGUGCCUGCGCAGCCCCGACGUGACGGCGUCGGCGCUCCAGGGCCUGCACAUCGCGGUCCACGAGUGUCAGCACCAGCUGCGCGACCAGCGCUGGAACUGCUCGGCGCUCGAGGGCGGCGGCCGCCUGCCGCACCACAGCGCCAUCCUCAAGCGCGGUUUCCGAGAGAGCGCUUUUUCCUUCUCCAUGCUGGCUGCUGGGGUCAUGCAUGCAGUAGCCACCGCCUGCAGCCUGGGCAAGCUGGUGAGCUGCGGCUGUGGCUGGAAGGGCAGUGGUGAGCAGGAUCGACUGAGGGCGAAACUGCUGCAGCUGCAGGCACUAUCACGGGGCAAGAGCUUUCCCCACUCCCUGCCCAGCUCGGGCCCUGGCUCUGGUCCCAGCCCUGGCCCCCAGGACACGUGGGAAUGGGGCGGCUGUAACCAUGACAUGGACUUCGGGGAGAAGUUCUCUCGGGAUUUUUUGGAUUCCAGGGAAGCUCCCCGGGACAUCCAGGCACGAAUGCGGAUCCACAACAACAGGGUGGGGCGUCAGGUGGUAACUGAAAACCUGAAGCGGAAAUGCAAGUGCCACGGCACUUCCGGCAGCUGCCAAUUCAAGACAUGCUGGAGGGCAGCCCCAGAGUUCCGGGCAGUGGGGGCAGCCUUGAGGGAGCGGCUGGGCCGGGCCAUCUUCAUUGAUACUCACAACCGCAACUCCGGAGCCUUCCAGCCCCGCCUUCGGCCCCGGCGCCUCUCAGGAGAGCUGGUCUACUUCGAGAAGUCUCCUGACUUCUGCGAGAGAGACCCCACUGUGGGCUCCCCAGGCACGCGGGGCCGGGCCUGCAACAAGACCAGCCGCCUGCUGGAUGGCUGUGGCAGCCUGUGCUGCGGCCGUGGGCACAACGUGCUCCGGCAGACCCGAGUCGAGCGCUGUCAUUGCCGCUUCCACUGGUGCUGCUACGUGCUGUGUGACGAGUGCAAGGUCACAGAGUGGGUCAAUGUGUGUAAGUGAGGGUCAGCCUCACUGCGGGGCUGGGGCAGGGGAGGGGCGCCUUUGUAGCCUUUUGCUCUGAUUUCUGUCCAGGGUCAAUCUUGGCCCCUGGCAGCUCAGAGUGUCUACCUGGAAACAGCUUUGGGGCAGGUGGAGUCUGUGAUGUGUGGCUUCCUCCCCCACAGUAGGAGGGCCUUGUGGGGGAGCUGUCACCCUCUUCUGCUCCUUGAACAUCUGAAUGGAAUAAGAUGAACUGUGUUGCUCUCCCAGCCACCCAACCUGGGGUCCCUUUAACUCUCAUAUUCAUAUUCCUUUUGGCUGGGGAGUCCCUAUAAUUUGCCCACUCUUUUCUUCUGAGGGAUAGCCCCAGCAUUGUGUGGAGCCAUACAACCUGUAUCCAGAAAGAGACCUCUCACUCCUAUUUGCUGUUCCUAAACUCCUCUGCUGCGGCCUGCACCCCGUCUUAGGGAGUCAUAGGAGCCAGUGGUAGAGAAGUUUUUCUUAGGGAAGGGACAGGGUGCAGGGCACUCAAAAACCCUGAAAGUUGUCUGUCAAGGCCCUUAGGGAAGCUGUCUGCCCCAUUCAGAUGUUGAAGGGAACCCUCCAAAGGAGGAAUUUUACCCAAGACUCUCUGAGCCUCUUUUUCUUUCUUAAGCAGGAGGGGUGGGAAUGGAUAAUUUAUUGUACUGAGACUUGCUCUUGGUUCUUGUUUGUAAUAAAAAUAAAUUAAGUUCCUGGA